This is a messenger RNA of Gossypium raimondii (Peruvian cotton), 2154 nucleotides long. RefSeq names its product phosphoglucomutase, cytoplasmic. The record is from RefSeq and is a predicted model, not a curated record. Bases 190 to 1938 code for a protein of 582 amino acids. Gene Ontology annotation, biological process: carbohydrate metabolic process. The transcript has 19 exons. NCBI's taxonomy places the organism in Eukaryota, Viridiplantae, Streptophyta, Magnoliopsida, Malvales, Malvaceae. Gene Ontology annotation, cellular component: cytosol. Gene Ontology annotation, molecular function: magnesium ion binding; phosphoglucomutase activity.
CGAAACAAACAAAGCAAAUGAUAAGAGAGGUUUUUAAAUUCCACUCGAUCCAAUUGCAACCUUCCAGUUCUCUCCAUUGCCAUAAUCCACAAAAAUAAAUAAAUAAAUAAACACUGUCGCUUUCUCAUUAGCCAGCUUCGAAGAAUCGCAUAUUACUUUGAUUUCUCCAACGAAAUUUAAGUAAUAAAAAUGGUGUUCGAGGUGAUGAAAGUGCCAACGACGCCGUUUGAAGGCCAGAAGCCAGGCACUUCUGGUCUUCGUAAGAAGGUGAAAGUUUUUGUUCAGCCUCAUUAUUUGCAGAAUUUCGUUCAAGCAACAUUCAAUGCCCUUACACCUGAGAAAGUUAAGGGUGCCACACUUGUCGUUUCUGGUGAUGGUCGUUAUUUCUCAAAGGAUGCUGUUCAGAUAAUAAUCAAGAUGUCAGCUGCAAAUGGAGUAAGGCGUGUAUGGGUUGGUCAAAACGGAUUACUUUCUACUCCAGCUGUAUCAGCUGUAAUACGCGAAAGGGUUGGUGCGGAUGGAUCCAAAGCAACUGGUGCCUUUAUUUUGACAGCUAGUCACAAUCCCGGUGGCCCUAAUGAGGAUUUUGGAAUUAAAUACAACAUGGAAAAUGGGGGACCUGCUCCAGAGGCCCUCACUGAUAAGAUCUUUGAGAACACAAAAACAAUAAAAGAGUACUUGAUUGCUGAUGAGCUACGAGAAGUAGACAUUAGUAAAAUUGGUGUUACCAACUUUUCGGGGCCUGAUGGACCGUUUGAUGUCGAGGUUUUUGAUUCAGCAAGUGACUAUGUGAAAUUGAUGAGGUCAAUCUUUGACUUCGAGCUUAUCCGCAAGCUGCUUUCAUCUCCGAAGUUUACAUUCUGCUAUGAUGCACUUCAUGGUGUUGCUGGAGCUUAUGCAAAUCGCAUCUUUGUGGAAGAGCUUGGGGCACAACAAAGCUCACUUUUGAACUGCACACCCAAGGAGGACUUUGGUGGAGGACAUCCGGAUCCCAAUCUGACUUACGCCAAGGAGUUGGUUGAGCGCAUGGGAUUGGGAAAAUCAAACUCUGGUGUUGAACCACCAGAGUUUGGUGCUGCUGCUGAUGGUGAUGCUGAUCGUAACAUGAUCUUGGGUAAAAGGUUCUUUGUCACUCCAUCAGAUUCAGUAGCCAUCAUUGCUGCAAAUGCUGUUGGUGCAAUUCCUUACUUUUCUUCUGGUUUGAAGGGAGUUGCCAGGAGUAUGCCCACAUCAGCUGCCCUUGACGUCGUGGCCAAGAGCUUGAACCUGAAAUUUUUCGAGGUACCUACUGGCUGGAAAUUUUUUGGGAAUUUAAUGGAUGCUGGACAAUGUUCUAUUUGCGGGGAAGAAAGUUUUGGAACUGGCUCUGACCAUAUACGUGAGAAAGAUGGAAUCUGGGCUGUUUUAGCCUGGCUUUCAAUCCUUGCGUAUAAAAACAAGGAUAAUAUCAAUGGGGAUAAGCUUGUGACUGUUGAGGAUAUAGUUCGUCAGCAUUGGGCUACCUAUGGUCGACACUAUUAUACUCGAUAUGACUAUGAGAAUGUGGAUGCUGGUGGAGCAAAGGAUUUAAUGGCAAAUAUGGUUAAAAUGAUGUCAUCCCUUGAUGAAGUUAAUACCAUCGUGAAGGGGGCUCGAUCAGAUGUGUCAAAAGUUGUCAACGCUGAUGAGUUUGAAUACAAGGAUCCUGUUGAUGGUUCAGUUUCAAAGCAUCAAGGUAUUCGGUUUUUGUUUGAGGACGGAUCACGAUUGGUCUUCCGUCUCUCUGGAACUGGUUCAGAAGGUGCAACUAUCCGUCUGUACAUCGAGCAAUAUGAAAAGGAUCCAUCAAAAAUAGGAAGAGAUUCCCAAGAAGCUCUUGCCCCUCUUGUGGAAGUUGCUCUAAAACUUUCGAAGAUGCAGGAGUUCACCGGCCGAUCCGCACCAACUGUUAUCACAUAGAUUCAUUCUGCUACAUGUUAAGGUGUGUUUGAUUUAAUUUUGAGCAAAAGAAAACAUAAAUAAAGUCCUCAUAAGAUACGCUAUAUAUAUAUAUAUCUAUGUCAGUGUGCAUCCUUGCCAUGAGUACUUGAGAAUGGCAAAUGGCAAUAAUGCUUACUCAUAAAAAAUUUUGACAAUAUUAUUUGAGGAUUUAUUUGAAUAUUAAUUGUUUUUCAA